Messenger RNA from Gambusia affinis (western mosquitofish), 2903 nucleotides. It is a transcript of the gene pex5lb, whose product is annotated as peroxisomal biogenesis factor 5-like b. Bases 872 to 2554 code for a protein of 560 amino acids. Gene Ontology annotation, biological process: protein import into peroxisome matrix, docking. NCBI's taxonomy places the organism in Eukaryota, Metazoa, Chordata, Actinopteri, Cyprinodontiformes, Poeciliidae. The record is from RefSeq and is a predicted model, not a curated record. The transcript is spliced from 13 exons. Gene Ontology annotation, cellular component: cytosol; peroxisomal membrane. Gene Ontology annotation, molecular function: protein binding.
UUUCAGCCUCUGAAGCGACAGAAAUCAGGACAAGUUCUGAGUAAUUUACAUGUUUUGGUGAUUUUGCAGAUUUAAAAAAAGGCAACAUACCAUGUUAGACCAAUAAAAGUCUUUCUAAUGAGUUAUUCCAGAGAUCUUAAUGGGUUUCUUACAGAAUCGGAUCAUAUUUUUGCAAAAUUUGUAGUUUUUAAAGCUUAUAGCAAUUGUUUACUUCCUGGUUCGGUAAAGGGGUCCUAAAAAGCCACGCCCACAGAAACAUCUGUCUCUCCCAGAUGCCGCCACCAGUUAAUCUAUAACACCGUUCGGCGAAAACCAAACCAAGUUCGGGUCUCUGGAUCUCCUCGGAACCAGAAACCAGAAUAUCGACAUGCAACCCACUGUGCAUCGCCUCAGAAUCGCCUCAUUUGGACCAGAACCUGUCACCAGAACCAGUGAGCUAAACCCGAAGAAUCCAUCUCUACUCUGGACCUGGUUCCGACCAGAACCUGGAUCACCAACAGUUGCUCCUCGAGAGGCUUUUAUUAUGAAAACCUCCCAGGAAGUUGGGUCUGCAGCCCUCGGAACUGUUCGGCCAAGUUCGGCUCCGUUCGGUUUAUUUUCAUCUCCGCCUCCAGCUGAGCGGAGCGACUAGAAGUUCGGACACCGAGGAACCCAGAGCUGCCGCGGAGCCGAACCGAACCAGGAACUGGACCUGGAACACAGCAACACCACGGCGGAACUAGGACCAGAGCGGUGAGCGGACCGGGACCGGAACGGAGUCGAAGACGGCAUCAUUCCUGUCCAGAAGUCAGGGAGGUUCGGGUCGGACAAGCGGUGGGUCGGGGCAGCAGAACCGUGUCCAAGUGGACCGCCGGCGGCUGCAGACAGCAACAUGUACCAAGUCCAGGAGAGCCGCCCCCUGCUGAGCCCCUCCAUCGAUGACUUCCUGGCAGAGAGCCGCAGCGAGGCCACCUCCGGACGACCCCCGACCUCCAACCCUGCAGUUCUGUCCACGGCUCUGGACCUGGUGGACCUGAGCGACCCGGCAGAGACCCGGCACCACCCGGUCACCAAGAGUCCAGUGAGGAGGACGACCGGGUCCAGAAGCCCCCGGCACAGAACCAAAACCGAGGAGACGGAGCUGGUCCCGGUCCAACUGGAGCGCCAGCCUGCCAGGCCCGGAACCCCCGACAGGACGUCCCUGGACUCAGUCAGCCUGUCCUCUCCUCUGGACAAGUGGGACGAGUUGGACCUGGACCUGGAGGACGGGGGACGGCGCAGACGCUGCCAGGCCAGAUGCACCUCCCACCACUCCUCCAGCGAGUUGCUAUGGUCUGCAGAGUUUAGGACAGAUCCUUUGAUGAAGAGCAGUUUGGACGAUCUGGACUUCAUAUCUCUGAACCAGGACAGCAGCGUGUCCAGACUCCGCAGACGGACUCGCUCUCUGCUGGCCAGGAAUGAGUCCCAGGAGGACGAGUUCGUCCGCGCAAAGGCAGCUGUAGAGUCGGACACUGAGUUCUGGGACAAGAUGCAGGCGGAGUGGGAGGAGCUUGCUCGCAGGAACUGGCUGGAGGAGUCGGAGAGCCAGCAGAAGCCGGCCCCACCCCCCGGCUCACCUGUAGAGAAGGGUUACUACUUCAGCGGCACCAACCCGUACCUUGACUGGCCCAAUGCCUUCGCUGAGGGUCAGGAUAAAGCUAGAGAGGGAGACCUGAACGCCGCCGUCCUGCUGCUGGAGGCCGCCAUCUUGCAGGACCCCAGUGAUGCUGAGGCGUGGCAGACCCUGGGAACAACUCAGGCUGAGAACGAGAACGAACAGGCCGCCAUCGCCUCGCUACAGAGGUGUCUGGAGCUCCGCCCCAACAACCUGCCGGCCCUCAUGGCGCUCGCCGCCAGCCUCACCAACAGCAGCCAGCUGCCGGAGGCCUGUGACGCUCUGCGCCGCUGGAUCGGCCAUAACCACAGAUACCGACACCUGGUCCAGAGCAGGAGUCCGCUACAGGGUUCCCCAGCCACACCACGCAGGGGCCCCGGCUGCUCCACAUCCACAAGCUCGGCGCUGCAGGAAGUUCUGCUGCUCUUCCAGGAAGCGGCGCAGCUGAACGUGGAUAACGUGGAUCCAGACCUGCAGACCGGACUCGGAGUUCUGUACAACCUGAGCUCAGAGUUUGAUCGGGCGGUGGAGGCGUUCAGCGCUGCGCUGUCCGUCAGACCGCAGGACUACCUGCUGUGGAACCGGCUGGGAGCGACGCUGGCUAACGGCAGCCGCAGCGCCGAGGCGGUGGAGGCGUACAGCCGCGCGCUGCAGCUGCGGCCCGGCUUCAUCCGCUCCCGAUACAACCUGGGCAUCAGCUGCAUCAACCUGGGCGCGCUCAGGGAGGCUGUCAGUAACUUCGUCACAGCUCUGACCCAGCAGAGGUGCAGCCAGCGCUGCAGCCAGCUGCAGAUGUCCACUAACAUCUGGGCCGCCCUGCGGAUCGCCGUCUCCAUGAUGGACGACCCCGGGCUGGACCGGGCCGCCAGCCUGGGGGACCUGGACCUGCUGACCAAAACCCUGGAGGGUGGAGACCUGUGACCGGGUCAAAGGUCACAAGAGGAGGAGGAGAAUGCUGCUGCACCUGAAGCACAACCCUUUAACCUGGAGAACCUUCUGCUGGAGCUCCGCCCCCUGACCUCUGACCCGUCAGCAGCUGCUGCUCCGAGCUAAACGGACUGUAGCGCAGACGCGGGAUCAGAACAUAGAAGAGUUUGUAUUAAUAGCAGCGGUGUUCAGUACUGAGGCCUGUAGGGGACAUGGGGUUUUUUCUUUUGCGUUCCCUGUUGGUUCUGAUCCGUUUAUCUUCAUGACUGAACACUGAGAGCCUUUCUCUUGUUUUCUGCUAUAAUCUGAGGUUUUCCAUAGAUGUUAAAAUCUCAAUGUGAAA